AUGCGUCAGGAAAUCGCACCGUCGCGGAUGAUUUUAAGUCCGCCGCGACUGUUGUCGCCCAUAACACUCAACGAACCUCGUUUUCGGUCUAUGAAAUCAAAGUCACCAAUGCCUUGUGGUGCUGCGUUAAGGCGAGGGCCUACCCGUGCCACUCGCUCGAUGAAUAAACGUCGUCGAUUCCCUCCUCACAUCGAGUCCCCUCUCGAUGCAAUUGGGCGCACUCCCAUGUUUGAUCGUCUACCGUGGAUUUCCACCAUGGAUUUCCCCCCACGAUUCGAUCUCUGCGAUACUGCGGAUCUGUCUCAACUGCCCGUACUAAGCGUUGAAGAACCCACGUUCUCAGACGCGAUCCCUGCGUCUGGACCUGUACGCCGUCGCAAGACAUCACUACGCUCAAACCCUUUGGGAAAUAAUCCGGAGUCAGAAUUACCAUCAAGACAACAAUUUCCUUUCCAGUACCCCAGCUGUGAACGGGAUUGUCCCAAGACUCCACCACCUAGGAUUCCAUUCGACCCCACGCGAGUCACUUUCCACGAUCUCAUGCCAGUCUUUCCACACGGUACUGGCAAGUAUAGCCCAUCGUAG
Suillus paluster is the source of this 585-nucleotide messenger RNA. RefSeq lists its product as uncharacterized. The transcript has 2 exons. Bases 1 to 585 code for a protein of 194 amino acids. The record is from RefSeq and is a predicted model, not a curated record. NCBI's taxonomy places the organism in Eukaryota, Fungi, Basidiomycota, Agaricomycetes, Boletales, Suillaceae.